Pelobates fuscus (common spadefoot toad) is the source of this 1724-nucleotide messenger RNA. It is a transcript of the gene VSTM4, whose product is annotated as V-set and transmembrane domain containing 4. The record is from RefSeq and is a predicted model, not a curated record. The coding region runs from base 54 to 1145 and encodes 363 amino acids. Lineage: Eukaryota; Metazoa; Chordata; Amphibia; Anura; Pelobatidae. The transcript has 8 exons. Gene Ontology annotation, cellular component: membrane.
UCUCUCCCUGUCUGUCUCCAGGAGAAGUUCUUGGCAGUCCAGAAAGCAGCACAAUGACGCUCUGUAUCCUAACUUUUACACUCUUCAGUCAGACUCUCAUAGUAGGUUUUUCAAAUGCCCUUAACGUCACAGUGACCCCAUAUCCAUGGGCGUGGCACCCAGUGGGUGAAAAUGCUUCAUUAUGGUGUUCUGUAUCCCAGAAGAGAAGGCCGGACAGCCUGCUGACUGUACGUUGGGUCUUCUCUACAGAGCCUGGACAUGAGCAAGUUAUUGGAAGGAUUACAAAAUCUGGCGCUGCACACAUUGCUGCAAACUGGAGCCACAGGGGAGACCUAAGCAGUGACAACCUCGACAGAGGUCAUCGCUAUCGGCUAACACUUCAUGACCUGCACCUUACCGACCAGGGGAAUUACAUAUGUCGUGUUCAGGAGGUGGCUCGACAUAGGAGUCGUUGGACCGCUGUUUCUAAUGGCACUGCAGCCACCCAACUGAGGGUUUCAACUUUUAUUAUUUCCGAGGAGAAAAAACUGUUCUCAUGGAAAUUAUUUCAAGAUCUGUACCUCUAUGCGGUGCUUCUCUGCUGUGUGGGGAUUCUUAGCCUCCUGAUCUUUCUUCUCAUUCUCCUGUGCCAGACCAUUUUCCAGAAGAGACGUUCCAGAGUGAGAUGGAAAUGUUCCCAGCAGAGCUGGGUGUGUGACUAUAUCUUUCCUGUGCAUCAUAGCCCUUGUGAUGAGAGUCCAAGUGCGGCUGACCUGCUAUCAAAUCAGUCUGGCAAAAGGAAAAGAAAAAGAAACCAGCAGGCAGAGACUCCGCCAGCCAUCCCUGUGAAAGGCCCCUUAAUCACCAUAAAAAAGAACCCUCAGCGGCCAAUCCUGCUGCCUCGCCUGGUGGAGGAAGGUUUGGCCUAUGCAGAGCUAGAACUGAUGAAGUCUCCAUUGCCAGUAAAGGACCCCAACACCAGCACGGUAUAUGCUCAGAUAUUAUUUGAAGAAAGUUCCCUACAGAAGGAGACCCACAAUGCAGGAAAGAACAUGAAUGCCGAGAGCUCCAAUCAUUCAACAACACAAUAUGCUGCCCUUGUGGGAGUUCCAAGAAUAGAGAGCUCUAAUCACAUAAGAAGGACCAAUGACCUGUACAAACUGUAAUGUACAUUAUCCUUUUAUACUCUUAUACUACUGGAUCUGCCAAUUACAUUUUUGGGGGGCAUAGGAUCCCUGUUGUAGCCUGCAGUAAUUUUGAAAUGAGAAACCACUGAGCUUGAAGCAAUUACUGCUUUGGUUUCUCUAAACUGCUCUACGGACUGUGCAUCGGGGAUAAUUCUACAAAGAAGGUGGGUCAGUAAUAUUUUGUGUGGGGGGGGGAACCACUAGAGGAAAAAAGGCAUGGCAAGAUAUUAGCUCAUGGUUGCCUGUGCUCUCAUCUCAACAUAUAACAAAUAUAUUUAAGACGUAAGAAAUAUCUGUGAUAUUUCUGCUUAAACGUCCUGAGCAGUAAAGCUGGCCAUACUUUAAAUUUGUUGCAAAGAGUACUCAAAUUCGUGAUUUGCGUUCGUGUUUUAUCUCGCUUUUUAUGGUCAAUUAUGAAUUUAAAGAUCAUUUUUAAUUAAAAACAAGCUUUAUUAUAAAUGAUAUUCAUUAACUGUGUGCAUCUACGGUGUGAACACAUUAGGGGGGAAAUGUUACCUGUCUGAAAAUACGUAAUUGAAUAAAACGUUGAAAAUCACU